UCUCAAUCGUUAUCCUCUCACAGCAGAGGAUAGAUAUGUCAUUUCGUACAAGAAUCGGUCGGAACAGUUUCAUCUACGAUGUUCCAGUGUUCUCCAAUGGAAAAUUCCAAAUAGUUCAAUGGUGUAAUAGUGGUGUUCGAUCGAGAGGUUUGUCAGUGAAUGGUGAAGUAUGAAGGGAUGGAGGACGAGACUAUGGAUAUCUCGUCUGAGUUUGGAAUAGCCACGGUUGGGGAGUAUAUCUUGAAAGGGAAAGUAGGAGAAGGUCCCCAAUCGAUCGUCUGGAAGGGGCAGCACCGAUUCAGCGGGGAAGAGGUGGCAGUGAAGCAAAUCGAUCUCUCGAAGUUGAACAGAAACCUCAGGUGUUGCUUGGACUGCGAGCUCAACUUCUUGUCCAGUGUCAGUCACCCCAAUAUUAUUCGCCUUAUAAACGUUUUUGAGGUUGAAGCGUGCAUAUACCUGGUCUUGGAGUUCUGUGCAGGGGGUAAUCUAGCUUCUUUCCUUCGGAAGAAUGGGAGGAUUCAAGAAUCAAUUGUCAGAAGAUUUACACUGCAGCUUGGAGCUGGUUUGCAAGUUCUGCGAGCCCACCACAUUAUCCAUCGUGAUUUGAAACCUGAGAAUAUUCUCCUCUCUACCCCUGACAGUGAUGCAGUAUUAAAGAUUUCUGAUUUUGGUCUCUCAAGAAUUUUACAUCCAGGUGACUCUGUUGAGACUGUUUGCGGGUCCCCUAUGUACAUGGCUCCUGAAGUUCUGCAAUUCCAAAAAUAUGAUGAGAAGGUUGAUAUGUGGAGCAUUGGUGCAAUUCUUUUCGAGCUUUUGAAUGGGUACCCACCUUUUCGUGGGAGGAAUAAUGUGCAGCUGCUACAGAACAUUAACAAGACUGCAUGCUUGCCAUUUUCUCAGCUCGUCCUCCCUGGAUUGCACCCAGACUCGAUAGAUAUUUGUAAAAGAUUACUUUGUAAAAAUCCAGUGAAUCGUUUGUCCUUUGAUGAGUUCUUCUACCACGAAUUCUUGAGAAGAUAAACAAUUUGCUGGAGUUGCAAUCCUUUGAAAAAGAGUAUUUAUAGCAGACCACAAUUUUUAAGGGUUUUUUUUUUUUGGGGGGGGUGGGGGGGUGGGGAUGGUGGUUGGUGGGCGUGGUUGGGGAGAGGGAUAAGUCAGGAUACUGUUAAGAAUUCAGAUCAACUGUCCAGUUUAAACUGAGCAAUUUCAUUUCUCAAUCAUUAUUUCGGUUAUGAUGCUGAGCGGUAAAUUUUUUUUUCCAUUGAUGAGUUCUUCCAGACCAUUUGUUGUAGGUAGUAACAACCCUACUUAAAUGCAAAUAAAGGACUACUGUUUUGAAA
Molecule: messenger RNA, 1340 nt
Organism: Macadamia integrifolia
Lineage: Eukaryota; Viridiplantae; Streptophyta; Magnoliopsida; Proteales; Proteaceae
Product: serine/threonine-protein kinase ATG1t-like
Exons: 8
Coding region: 160-1020 (286 amino acids)
Biological process (GO): peptidyl-serine phosphorylation; autophagy; protein autophosphorylation
Cellular component (GO): cytoplasm; autophagosome
Molecular function (GO): protein serine/threonine kinase activity; ATP binding
Source: RefSeq, a predicted model, not a curated record